GGGCGGGAUCAAAUGAAAAUUGUUGCAUACCAAAAAACCAGCUUUUUAUGAAGAAAUGAAUCUUUGAAAUUCGGCGUUGUGGCUCUGAGAUUAAAAUGUUGUCAGAAAUGUUCAUUUUUCACGUCAAACUAAAGUAAAAUGCAAGAUUGAAAUCAUAACUCUUUUAUUUGCAGAGCUAUUGCGAAGAAUUAAAAGUUUUAAUUUAUAAUAUUUAACCAAAUAAAUUAGCUUUUCUUACUAUUUGCGUAAAAUCAGAACUAGAGGAACAACGGGGUCACAAAGUCGUAACAGUAAUGUCAAUUGAAAUUGACCUUUUCCUCCUGGAUAGUUUGCAGUGUUUUUAGUGUGAAGAUUGGCAGUGGACAAAAAAAGAUAAAUGUAUGUAUUUAUAUAUAUAUUUUUAUUUAAUAACAUUCUUUUUCAAUUGGAGUUAAGUCGCGACUUCUGAAUUAUACGAUCCACGAAGCAUUUGUUUGUGACAAAUACUGUCAAAUCAUUUUACAUUGUUUUUCCUUCACAUCGUGAAUUUCCUAAAUGUUUUCACUUCUUCUGUGCCUUUAAGAUUAUUUGUGAUUUUAAGAACAUGUGACCCUUUUAAAUUAUUUAGAAACCACAGCAAUUGUCCGACCAACUUUUAGAAAGUUAAAUAUUCGUUCCAUCUUUUCUUAAAUAAAAUCAUAUCUUUUUGAGACACCCUGUAGACUGUAGUUUCUCCUUUUAUGAACUAAUAAAAUUAUUUUUUAGACACCGUCAUGAACAUAUUGAAUAAUCUUAAUAAUAACAACAAUAACAACAACAACAACAAUGAUAACAAUAAUAACAACAACAGGUUUGAAAGCAUGAACGUGAAUAUGAGAUCUUUCGGCACAUCCUUUAUGAUUUCUGAUGAGAAUACAUUAGUUACUACAUUAUUACGACAGGGAGUGAACCCCUGGAGCAGGGAGAUGUUUCAAUCUAUAAGAUAUGCAAACAAUACAAAGGUUCCCGGGUUAAAGGUAUUACAAGCUUGGAUGUCUGGAAUUGUAACAACGUAUCCUUCAUGUGGGUUUGCUCUACUUUGUGAAUUAUUUAACUACGCAGCAUCAAGUUAUGCCCCGAAUAUAUGUUCUACAGGAUUGGAUUGUCCUCUAUACAGCCUGGAGUAGGCGUUCCCUUUGCAGUCUGUCGUAGGCGUUCCUUGUUUUAAGAAAACCUUUAAAAUUGUUAUUUGUCGGAGAAGUUGGGUUCAACUAAUUUCUCAUUUUCUCAGUUCGGAGUCAGGCACCUAAAGAAUAUAUCUGUUGUUAUUAUUUAAAUAUUGUUGUUUAAAAGCACAUACUGAUGAGGAAUGAUAUCGUAUGAUCACUGUUUAAUUUUCAAAAGUAAUUUGAAAUAAAUGUAUGUUAAAAUUU
This is a messenger RNA of Eurytemora carolleeae, 1391 nucleotides long. Its product is annotated as probable serine/threonine-protein kinase DDB_G0286465. The record is from RefSeq and is a predicted model, not a curated record. The transcript is spliced from 5 exons. NCBI's taxonomy places the organism in Eukaryota, Metazoa, Arthropoda, Copepoda, Calanoida, Temoridae. Bases 753 to 1145 code for a protein of 130 amino acids.